Lontra canadensis (Northern American river otter) is the source of this 7885-nucleotide messenger RNA. It is a transcript of the gene MYLK, whose product is annotated as myosin light chain kinase. The transcript has 32 exons. The record is from RefSeq and is a predicted model, not a curated record. Bases 147 to 6092 code for a protein of 1981 amino acids. Gene Ontology annotation, molecular function: protein binding; ATP binding; protein kinase activity. Gene Ontology annotation, biological process: protein phosphorylation. NCBI's taxonomy places the organism in Eukaryota, Metazoa, Chordata, Mammalia, Carnivora, Mustelidae.
CAGACGCCCCUUAACUUUGCAGUCUAGCCCUGGGCUCCACCGCGUCCCUGGUUCUCCUUCGUGUUCUUCCUCCUCUGACGGACGGACGUUGGACAGGAUUCUCUGCAGUCCAGUGGUAAAGCGUGGCUGCCCGUGUGUCCCGACUCAUGGGAGAGCUGCCCGGGGAAGAGGCCACGACCAUGGGGGAUGUGAAGCUGGCUGCCUCAACACAGGUUUCUAAAGCUUCCAUCAGUGUGGAUCACUCGAGAGCCGGUUCCGUGCCCCUGACCGAGGCCCCUGCUUUCAUUGUGCCCCCUCGGAAUCUCUGCAUCAGAGAAGGAGCCGCCGCCAAGUUCGAAGGGAGGGUCCGGGGUUACCCAGAGCCCCACGUGACGUGGCACCGAAAUGGGCAACCCAUCACCAGUGGGGGCCGCUUCCUUCUGGACUGCGGUAUCCGGGGAGCUUUCAGCCUUGUGAUUCAUGCUGUCCGGGAGGAGGACAAAGGAAAGUAUACCUGUGAAGCCACCAAUGAUAGUGGUGCCCGCCAGGUGACUGUGGAGUUGACGGUGGAAGGGGGCUUUAUGAAGAAGCAUGGUCAGCCUGCUGUUUCUAAAACCUUGGGGGACAGAUUCGCUGCCCCUGCCGUGGAGACUCGUCCUAGCAUCUGGGGAGAGUGCCCGCCAAAGUUUGCUACCAAGUUGGGCCGAGCCAUAGUCCGAGAAGGACAGAUAGGACGGUUUUCAUGCAAGAUCACUGGCCGGCCCCAACCGCAGGUCACCUGGCUCAAGGGAGAGGUUCCCCUGCAGCCAAGUGCCCGUGUGUCUAUGUCUGAGAAGAAUGGGGUACAAGUUCUGGAAAUCCACGAGGUCAGCUGUGAUGAUGUGGGCGUGUACACAUGCCUGGUGGUGAAUGGGUCAGGGAAGGCCUCCAUGUCGGCCGAGCUUUCUAUCCAAGGUUUGGACAAUGCCAAUAGGUCACUGGUGAGAGGAACAAAGGCACCCAGUUCAGAUAUCAGGAAGGAAGUGACCACUGGAACCACACAGGGGCCGAAAGUGGACAGCCUGGAGUCUGCCACUGAAAGAAGGAACUGCUCCAGUGCCCAGAGAGGGAGCUCCCUGACCUGGGCCCCAAGUAGCCAGCCUCAGCCCCUGCAGGAGUCCCAGCCAGAGCCAUCCGAGGACUCAUCCAGGAAGGCCCUGAGGAGUCCCAUCUUACAGAAGACUUCCAGUACCAUCACCCUGCAGGCUGCAAAAGUCCAUCCGGAACCCAGAGCACUGAUCUUGUCUUCUGGAGAAGAGAGGGAGUGGCCAGCUGCAUCCGCCCUAGCCACUCACCCUACCAGGCAGACUGGUCUGGGAAGCCAGGAGGUGGUGAGCAAGGUUGCUACCAGGAAAAUCCCCAUAGAGAGCCAGAGGGACUCCACCUUCCCCAAAUUUGAGAGCAAGCCCCAAAGCCAGGAAGUCAGUGAAGAUCAGACAGUCAAGUUCAGAUGCGAGGUUUCAGGGACCCCAAAUCCUGAAGUGACCUGGUUCCUGGAAGGUGCCCCCGUGAGGAGACGAGAAGGCAUGGUUGAGAUUUAUGAAGAAGGCGGAUGCCAUUACCUCUGCCUGCUGAGAGCGCGGCCCAGGGACAGUGGGAGCUAUAGCUGCACGGCCUCCAAUGUCCGGGGCCAGGUGUCCUGUGGUUGGACGCUCCUGGUGAAACGCCUGGCCGCACUGGAGGUGGCACCCUCGUUCUCCAGGGUCCUGAAGGACUGCACUGUCGUCGAGGGCCAGGACUUUGUGCUGCGGUGCUCAGUGCAGGGGACCCCGGUCCCCCAAAUCACUUGGCUGCUCAAUGAGCAGCCCAUCCAGUAUGCUCACUCCUCCUGUGAGGCCGGCGUGGCCGAGCUCCACAUCCAGGACGCCCUGCCGGAAGAUGACGGCAUCUACACCUGUCUGGCCAAGAACACCGUGGGGCAGGUGUCCUGCAGCGCCCGGGUCACUGUCCAUGAAAAGAAGAGCGACAGGAAGAGCGGGUCCCUCCUGCCUGCAGCUCCCAGCAAGCCCGUCGCACCAGUCUUCCUGCAGGGCCUCUCCGACCUCAAAGUCAUGGAUGGAAGCCACGUCACCAUGACAGUCCAGGUGUCAGGGAACCCACCCCCUGAGGUCGUCUGGCUUCACGAUGGGAAUGAGAUCCAGGAGUCGGAGGACUUCCACUUUGAGCAGAAAGGCACUCAGCACAGCCUCUGUAUCCAGGAAGUGUUCCCAGAGGACACGGGCACAUACACCUGUGAAGCCUGGAACAGUGCCGGAGAGGUCCGCACCCAGGCGGUGCUCAUGGUGCAAGAGCCUCAGGAUGGUACCCAGCCCUGGUUCAUCAGCAGGCCUCGCUCAGUGACAGCCUCCCUGGGCCAGAGUGUCCUCAUCUCCUGUGCCAUCGCUGGGGACCCCUUCCCCACUGUGCACUGGCUGCGAGAUGGCAAAGCCCUCUCCAAAGACACUGGCCACUUCGAGGUGCUACAGAAUGAGGGCGUGUUCACGCUGGUUCUAAAGAACGUGCAGCCUUGGCAUGCCGGCCAAUACGAGAUCCUGCUCAAGAACCGGGUUGGCGAAUGCAGUUGCCAGGUGUCACUGAUGUUACAGAGCAACCCCACCAGAGCCCCCCUGCGGGGGAGGGAGCCUGCCAGCUGUGAGGGCCUCUGCAGCCCAGGAGCCGGUGCUGAUGGUGGUGGCCGUGACUGCUAUGGGACCCUGAGGCCCGGCUGGCCUGCGAGAGGGCAGGGUUGGCCGGAGGAGGAAGACGGCGAGGACGUGCGGGGGCUGCUGAAGAGGCGCGUGGAGACUCGGCAGCAUACCGAGGAGGCCAUCCGCCAGCACGAGGUGGAACAGCUGGACUUCCGUGACCUCCUGGGGAAGAAGGUGAGUACCAAGACGGUGUCAGAAGAAGACCUCAAGGAGAUCCCAGCUGAGCAGAUGGAUUUCCGCGCCAACCUGCAGCGGCAGGUGAAGCCGAAGACCGUGUCAGAGGAAGAGAGGAAGGUGCACAGCCCUCAGCAGGUCGACUUCCGCUCGGUCCUAGCCAAAAAGGGGACUCCUAAGACCCCGGUGCCUGAGAAGGCACCUCCUCCCAAACCUGCCACCCCAGAUUUCCGCUCGGUGUUAGGCAGCAAGAAGAAAUUACCAGCAGAGAAUGGUAGCAACAGCGCUGAGGCCUUGAAUGCCAAGGCAGCAGAAAGUCCCAAGGCCGUGAGCAAUGCCCAGCCUUUAGGGUCCCUGAAACCCUUGGGCAAUGCCAAGCCUGCUGAAACCCUAAAACCUGUGGGCAAUACCAAACCUGCCGAGCCCACAAAACCUGUGGGCAAUGCCAAACCUGCUGAGACCUCGAAACCCAUGGGCAACGCCAAGCCUGCUGAGACCCCGAAACCCAUGGGCAAUGCCAAGCCUGCUGAGACCCCAAAACCCAUGGGCAAUGCCAAGCCUGCUGACACCCCAAAACCCGUAGGCAACGCCAAGCCUGCUGAGACCCUAAAACCCAUGGGCAACGCCAAGCCUGCUGAGACCCCAAAACCAGCUGGGAAGGAAGAACUCAAGAAGGAGGUUAAGAAUGAUGUGAACUGUAGGAGGGGGCAAGCAGGAGCCACAGAUAAUGAAAACAGGUCAGAGAACCAAGGGACAGCCCCAACCUUCAAGGAGAAGCUACAAGAUGUCCGUGUGACAGAAGGCGAGAAGCUGCUACUCCAGUGUCAGGUGUCCUCUGACCCCCCAGCCACCAUCACCUGGACACUGAAUGGAAAGACACUCAAGACCACCAAGUUCAUCAUCCUCUCACAAGAAGGCUCACUGUGCUCUGUCUCCAUCGAGAAGGCGCUGCCGGAGGACAGAGGCUUAUACAAGUGCAUAGCCAAGAAUGGCGCCGGCCAGGCUGAGUGCUCCUGCCAAGUCACCGUGGACGAUGCUCCGACCAAGGAGAAUGUCAAGGCCCCGGAGAUGAAAGCCCGGAGGCCCAAGAGCUCUCUUCCCCCUGUGCUAGGAACAGAGAGUGAUGCAACUGUGAAAAAGAAACCUGCCCCCAAGACGCCUCCGAAGGCAGCCAUGCCCCCUCAGAUCGUCCAGUUUCCCGAGGACCAGAAGGUGCGUGCAGGAGAGUCUGUGGAGCUGUUUGGGAAAGUGGCAGGCACCCAGCCCAUCACCUGUACUUGGAUGAAGUUCCGAAAGCAGAUCCAGGAGAGCGAGCACAUCAAGGUGGAAAACAGCGAGAAUGGCAGCAGGCUCACCAUCGUGGCCGCACGCCAGGAACACUGCGGCUGCUACACUCUGCUGGUGGAGAACAAGCUGGGCAGCAGGCAGGCCCAGGUCAACCUCACUGUCGUGGACAAGCCAGACCCCCCAGCCGGCACGCCCUGCGCCUCUGACAUCCGGAGCUCCUCGUUGACCCUGUCCUGGUAUGGCUCCUCAUAUGACGGGGGCAGUGCCGUGCAGUCCUACAGCGUCGAGAUCUGGGACUCGGUGGACAAAACGUGGAAGGAGCUAGCCACAUGCCGCAGCACCUCUUUUAACGUCCAGGACCUCCUGCCUGACCGAGAGUAUAAAUUCCGUGUGCGCGCCAUCAAUGUGUAUGGAACCAGUGAGCCGAGCCAGGAGUCUGAACUCACAGCAGUGGGAGAGAAACCAGAGGAGCCAAAGGACGAAGUAGAGGCAUCAGAUGAUGAUGAGAAGGAACCUGAGAUCGACUACCGGAACGUGACCGUCAACACUGAACAAAAAGUGUCUGACUUCUAUGACAUCGAAGAGAGACUAGGCUCUGGGAAAUUUGGACAGGUCUUUCGACUUGUAGAGAAGAAAACUGGAAAAAUCUGGGCAGGGAAAUUCUUCAAGGCAUAUUCCGCAAAAGAGAAAGAGAAUAUCCGGCAGGAGAUCAGCAUCAUGAACUGCCUCCACCACCCCAAGCUGGUCCAGUGUGUGGACGCCUUUGAAGAAAAGGCCAACAUCGUCAUGGUCCUGGAGAUCGUGUCGGGGGGUGAGCUGUUCGAGCGCAUCAUCGACGAGGACUUCGAGCUGACAGAGCGGGAGUGCAUUCAGUACAUGAGGCAGAUAUCAGAAGGGGUGGAGUACAUCCACAAGCAGGGCAUUGUCCAUCUGGACCUCAAGCCCGAGAACAUCAUGUGUGUCAAUAAGACCGGCACCAGAAUCAAGCUCAUCGACUUCGGUCUGGCCAGAAAGCUGGAGAAUGCGGGGUCUCUGAAGGUCCUCUUUGGCACCCCGGAGUUUGUGGCUCCUGAAGUCAUCAACUACGAGCCCAUCAGCUAUGCCACAGACAUGUGGAGCAUUGGAGUCAUCUGCUACAUCCUGGUUAGUGGACUUUCCCCCUUCAUGGGUGACAACGAUAAUGAAACCCUAGCCAACGUUACCUCAGCCACCUGGGACUUCGAUGAUGAAGCGUUCGAUGAGAUCUCUGAUGAUGCCAAGGAUUUUAUCAGUAAUUUGCUGAAGAAAGAUAUGAAAAACCGCCUGGACUGCACCCAGUGCCUUCAGCAUCCAUGGCUAAUGAAAGACACCAAGAACAUGGAGGCCAAGAAACUCUCAAAAGACCGGAUGAAGAAGUACAUGGCAAGAAGGAAAUGGCAGAAAACGGGCAAUGCUGUGAGAGCCAUUGGAAGACUGUCCUCUAUGGCAAUGAUCUCAGGGCUCAGUGGCAGGAAAUCCUCAACAGGGUCACCAACCAGCCCACUCAAUGCAGAAAAAUUAGAAUCUGAAGAAGAUGUGUCUCAAGCUUUCCUUGAGGCUGUUGCUGAGGAAAAGCCCCAUGUAAAACCCUAUUUCUCUAAGACCAUCCGUGAUUUAGAAGUUGUGGAGGGAAGCGCUGCUAGAUUUGACUGCAAGAUUGAAGGAUACCCAGACCCUGAAGUUGUCUGGUUCAAAGAUGACCAGUCAAUCCGGGAGUCCCGCCACUUCCAGAUAGACUACGAUGAGGAUGGGAACUGCUCUUUAAUCAUUAGCGAUGUUUGCGGGGACGACGAUGCCAAGUACACCUGCAAGGCCGUCAACAGUCUAGGAGAAGCCACCUGCACAGCGGAGCUCAUUGUGGAGACCAUGGAGGAAGGAGAAGGGGAAGGGGAAGAAGAGGAAGAGUGAAACAAAGCCAGAGAGUAGCAGCUUCUAAGUCGUUUUACAAAGACUAUUUCUCUAAAACUCAAAAAAUCCAAGAUAGUAAAAGCACCUAGUGUGAUAGAUUCUCUAGUUAGGUCAUUUGAGGGUUGACUGUUCAGCAACAGCAGGUGGUACCUAGCAGCAGCUAAUGAAGGGCAUUAAUGUGAAUUAGCUGGCCCCUUAAGAUACUAGCACAGCCAGAUUUCAUUUUGGGAAAUUACCAGUAACUUGCCUGAGCAGUUGAUGUUAGAAAGUACCCAAAAGAAAUCUUUAUCUGGGCAAAGUCAUAAAUUCCCUAGCUGAAAGCGCUUGUGAAAAAUAAGGCCCUGCGCUCACAGCUCGGCCCAGAAGGUCCCUGGAGAUGGAGAUGUGUCUGUCCCAGCUCCUCACUCCAGAGAACGGCGUCUCCUCCAGUCUGGCACACUUCAUCCUGAAAGCGGUUGAGCCAUUCUAACUUACGAGGCCCAUUUGAUUCCAAAGUAUACUGUAGACAUGCAAACUUUUCGUUUCUCUCCCCUGUUCCACCCUCCAGUUUUGCUGGCUCUGAACUUACCAGGAGUUUAAGCCCUAAGGAUGUGAUGCUUCUUAGGUGCUGAAAGACCGGUCUCCUGCUCCUGGAUGGCUGGCUUCCUUAGGCAAAUAGAAUCUCUUUUCCAAAAUCAGUAGGAAAUCUAAACUUAUCCCCUCUUUGCAGAUGUCUAGCAGCUUCAGACAUUUUUGUAAGAACCCGUGGAAAAAAAAAAAAUCCUUGCUAAUGUGCUUUUCUUCUGAAACCAGGAUUCGUAUUUGUGCGGUUACAGAAUAUCAGCUCUGCAUGUGUGAUAAGGAUUCCUGUGUUUGAAUGUAUGAAAAACCAGUUUGCUGAAAAGUUAGUCUGAAUUAUUUAUCGGCCACUAUGGAACAGAUUUCAACUGAUGAAGGGCUGUAGAACUGCACGUACUUUGGAAUCUCCUUCAGGGUAGUCUGAGUUGAACACACCUUCCAUGCCACACAAUCGCCAGAGAACUCUACCUACCUUAUGGGUUCCACGAUGUUUUCUUCUUGAACGUGCAUCGGUCAGGCCUUGCCCCCAACCUUCAAAUGUAUCCUUAGACCUGAUAAAUGCACUCAGACUUGCAUCUUUAGGAAUUUUUCUUUCACUACAUCGGCACUUAAAUUUUUCUUUAUAAACUUUUUGAAGGUCAUAAACAAAGACUAUAAGCCGAUAUGCCUAAUACAUUUCUCUGCGUGUGUGUGUGUAACAUUCCAAAUACCUUUUUCUUUUCCACUGUUUGUAAAGUGCAGCAAUUUCAUGUUUCAAGGGACUUUUUAAUAGUUCCUCAAGAACCAAUCUGAACUGACUUCAGUGCAACCCUACACAGUAUCAACUUUAGAACUUUGAUAUUAGUCUUAUGUUACCUUCCAUUCUAUUUUUAUCUGCUUUUUGCUGCUAGUUUCAAAUUUGCCAGUAUUUUUCUUUUUGCUUUUUAAGCAGUUAAACAAUUUUUUUUCAUAAUAGCCACAGUAUUGCCACAGUUUAUAAUAAAGGGUUUUAAAAUUUGAUUUAGAGCAUUUGAAGCUUUUCUUCACUUAGCUGUGUUUAGACUAUACUCUUUGUGUGCAUGUGUGUUGUCGUGUGUGCGCAUGUGUGGUGUGUGUGUUUGCUGCAGGUUUUUAAUGUCCUUGAAAUUGUGUUAAUGUUCUCCCAGUUUAUUAUGCCAUCGGAAUGGUAAAUGAGAACACUACGACUGUAGUUAGCUCACAGUUUUUAAAUAAAGGAUACCACAGUGCAUGCUGUU